AAACGAACUAUGGGAGUGGAUAGAUACUGUUCAACGAUACGUUUGCUCAUUUACGAUAGAGUGAAAAUUAAAAAGCAAUUGUUAGAUGUGAAGUAUGCAAGAAGAAAGCUUACAAAUAUCAAACAACAACUCCAAAACUCCGAAUUACUUUAUCCAUUAAGGAAACAACAAUUG
Molecule: messenger RNA, 174 nt
Organism: Loa loa (African eye worm)
Lineage: Eukaryota; Metazoa; Nematoda; Chromadorea; Rhabditida; Onchocercidae
Exons: 1
Source: RefSeq, a predicted model, not a curated record